This is a messenger RNA of Cladocopium goreaui, 9390 nucleotides long. The record is from the annotation of a GenBank genome assembly. NCBI's taxonomy places the organism in Eukaryota, Dinophyceae, Suessiales, Symbiodiniaceae.
AUGGGCAUUUGUCCAUCGCGGCAUGUGGCAUGCAAGAGGCGUGUAGAGGAGGACGGAAGUACCACUGGCAACGUCCAGCUGGUGAUCCACAACUUGGCUGGAGAGCAGCUGUCGUUGACGCGUCCCUCAGCCUGCCAGCUGCACGAGAUCUUGGAGGCAAUCCACAAAGAAUGGAAGAUACCCAUUCUCGCGCAGCGUUUGGUGCUGAAAGAUGAAGUGGUGUCUCAAUCCUCGGGUGCCAUCGGCCGAAUCCUGGGACUGCCCAGCGGUGGUGAGGUCGAACAGCCCAAGAGGAUCCAAGAGGUAGGCAAUCAACUCUCAUUUGAAGUGCAAGAGUCUCUAGACCUCAGGCUCUUCGAUGCAGUUGCAGCUAGCGACUACGCCGAGAUCGCCGCAGCCCUGAUUGAUGGGGCUGGACCUGGAGUACCAGACCAGGAGCGAAGUCAACAGCAGUUGAAGAAUGGGGAACAUGACUCCAAGGCACCUUCGGCCUUCCUGACGGCUUUGGCCCUGAAGGAUCGCGAAGCGGAGCAGAUGCUGUGGGACGCAGAUCAGACUGAUCCUGAGUGGUCAGUUGUCGCUUUGGUAGCAGCAAUGGAACCUGUUCUUUUACCGGGCUCUUGGGGUACGUUGGAAAAGGGACAAAGGAUCCCGGCUGUCAUGACUGUGGUGUGUAGAGAUUCUGAAGGAACUCAGCACUUGGUUAGCUCCAACGACCGCAAUAUGGUGAAGAUUUGGUUACGAGGUGUGAUUCCCAAUGGGAGGGUUUUAACUGGGAUAGGCCUGUUGGUGAUUUCCAUUUACCCUCUGGUCCUUGCCAUUGACGAAGCAGCCUGGGUUGUGUCGGUCCCUGAGUGUACCUGGUCUUCCACAUGUCAGGUCAUAGAAGUCUGCGCUGGCUUGGGUGGAUUUUCCAAAGAAGCAGCGAGGGUCGGUCUGUCGGUCAUGGCAGGGGUUGAUGCUAACAAGGUUUGGACUACCCUGUUCUCGGUCAUGCAUGAAGGUGCUCAGUUUCAUGUUGGUGAUCUUGCUGAUCCACAUGUGCUUCAAGCUCUGGUUGACCAAGGUGGUUUUCAUGCAUGCAUGCUGUCAGGGGUGUCAUGCCAGCCGCACUCACGUCUUGGUGAUGGUCAGAAGUCUGCAGAUGUCCGAGCUCAGUCAUUGCCCAAAACAUUGACUCUUGCCUGGUCCCUUCAGUGCUCGGUGGUUGUCAUGGAAUGUGUCCCAGAGAUUCAGCAAGACCCUGUGGUCCAAGAGCUUUUGCGUGCGUUUGCUGUUGCCACGGGUUACAGAGUGUCUCAACAGGUCAUCCGUUUGCAGCAUGGUUGGUGCACCCGUCGAGACAGGUGGUUCUGUGUCCUCACUGCUCCAGCCAUGGGUCUCUGUCAGUUGAAGGACUUGCCAGUCAAUCCGGCCUUUCAGACCGUCCGAGAUGUUAUGCCGUGCAUUCACAGGUGGCCAGAUUUUGACCAUGCUCAGAUCCAGCUGAACUUGUAUGAGUUGGCCAAGUUUUACACGUAUGCGCCAGGGGGCAUUGAAAACCUGUUUCUCAACCCAGACGGGAAAUGCCCCACACUUUUGCAUUCAGCCGGAAACCAGCUGUAUACUUGUGCCUGUGGAUGCCGAGCUGCUUUGUCUGAGAAUCGGCUCAAGACACGUGGACUUUUUGGUCACAAUUUGAGAUUGGCGAUGGCUGGCAUUGGUCAAGCAGUUUCUCCGUUGGUGGGGGUUUGGGUCCUUGCUCAAGUGAAACAACAUGUUGAUGCCUUCUUUGCACGUCCAGUCCCAUGUGAUCCCCACCAGGUUUUGCAGCAGUACAUGGCUGAUUUGGUUCAAGCCUGCAAGGCAUGGUGGCCCCAACCCAUACCAGCCACAGUGCCAGACCUGGAAGUCUCAGAAGACCCCAUUGAAGAGGUUGUCCCAAAUGUGGUAGUUCAUGUGCUGUGGCCGUCCCAGAAGUCCAGUCCGGUGUCGGUGUCUUGUCCUGAAGGCACCACUUGUCAGCAGAUUUUGGAGGCCGAGCAGGUCUUGACCAAUUCCUUUUGUGACUUGGAAAUCAGAGCACGGGGGGAGGCAUUGGAUUUAGGCCUGGUAGUGGAAAAGGAUAUGGUUUUGGAGAUUGGUCCCAAAGGUUCCUUUGUUCAGGAGUCCAAGCCGCCUGCAACAUGUCCACUCACGGUUCAAGAUGUCAUGCCAGUGAUUUUGGAACCCCCGGGGAAUGAUUGGAAUGUCUAUGCACUCACCACCAUGCAGGAGUUGGCCAAAGUCCGUAGUGAUGAAACAACCAAGAUUGAAAGAGAAGCCAUACUGGGCCAGCAGGGCCCUAUUUGGAGUGAUGACGAACUGCUUGCAGGCCUCAACCGGAUUGCCUUAGCCACUGAUGAUGACCAACGGGUGGUUGUUUGGGACCCGUUGCUUCUUACUGGACUUGUCACAGCAAGCAAUCCAGCUACAUGGCAGGAACUGGUAGGUAGUUUGCCGACAGUUGCAACUGUUAUCACUGCGGUUGUUCUCAAUCAACACUGGUAUCCUUUGGUGUGGCGUAUGGACUCUGGUGGCGUUACCCUGUUUUCCUGCGGUGUUCCUGUUGCUGUGCAUCCGGUCUUUGAUUUCCUGACCAGAAUCGUUGGUUUGCAUCGGGAAGGAGUUGGGGUUGAAUGGAAGAACCGAGAACUGGCCUUUGCCUCGGUUCGUCACUGUGGUGCCCUUGUCCUGCUCUUUGUUCAACAUCUUUUGUGGGGUUCAGAACUCCCACAAUCUCAGGUGGAGGUUGAUCAACAGGUGGAUUUUUUCCGACGGGAUUUUCAACUUGGACUUGCGGAUCAAUGCAUGAAGCCUCGGCUUGCUGGUCUUGGACUUACGGUUGUUGAGCGUUUGAGUCAGCUUCUUGUCGAGCAUGGGGUCAGUGAAAGUGAGGGAUCUGAGCGUGCCAAACAUGUUGUCAGUGUGCUCCGAGAAGACCAUGUUGCUUCAGCCUUGGACUCCUCUAAUGCCUGGAGGGAACUGAAAUGGUUAGCCAAUCAACAGCGGCCUCCUUUGAACCUGAUCAAGCCGUCCGAAUUGCAACAUGCCAUUGAACGUAGGGGUGGCACCUUUCAAGUGGGCAACAAGCGUCAUAAGCAACCCAAGGGAAAGGGAAAGGGCCACAAACCAGUGCAGACACUGGAUGCCUCUGUCUUGCGGGUGGAGCAUGGGCUUUUUCAGAGUGCAACUGGUCAGCCAUUGUCGCAGGUUGCACUUGCAGGUUUGAGUCACAACAUGUCAGGGGUGGUCAUUGUCAACAUGGCUAUGGCAGAGGCUUAUGUCAAAGCUAACAAAUGUCUUUCUGCUGGUGCGUUGGCUUUCCUGAUUGUGGACUGUGUGUCUCCUCCUCCUACUUCUUUGGCAGUGGAAAAGGUCCGAGUCCCAUUGGUGUGUGCUGUCAAUUCGGAGCCUCUUUUGGUUGAUGCAAUGCUUGUACAACUUGGGGCGGUGACUGUGGUUCGUGCUCCUACAGUUGGGGGAUGCAAAGUCCAAGCGGUGGCCACUUGCGUCAUUAAGGCAUUGGUCUACCGUGACAUGACCAAAGUUUGGGGCAAACAGUGGAUGAAGCAAUCAUUUCAGUACUGUCCUUCAGAGCAGGCAGAGGUCUUUGGAGUUCAUCUCCGCAUUCCAGAGAUUCUUCAAUUGCAGGUGCAGGCCUACAGCGGGGUUGAAGGGGUUUUCCUUGAACCUCGGUCAUUGGAUGGUAAGCAGCCCUCAAGCUUAUUCCAAGUCAUCUGGAUGCCCAAGGCUGACUUGACUCAGCUUAUGUUGCAGAAGCAGACAGUGUCAGCGGUGUGUGGCCUAGCCAGGAUGGGAUCAAAGAUGGGUCUCCGUUGCAAAGUAGCAGAUGCAGCCUCAGUGUACGCAGUGGUCAAGCCUGGCCACAUCUUCCUCCCAUUUGGACGGAAGACAUCGUACUUGGUCGGUCCUUUUGAGUUUGGCACCCUGAAAGCCUCCGUUGCUGCAGCAUUGGCCGCUAGUGGGUGGGUUGCUCGCCCACUCCAACCAGUAGGUGCCAAAGACCAUGUCCAGGGUCUCAUGUUUCGUGUCCAUGCCAUUGACCCCCCACCAGCCAAGGUGUUGCAUAUGAGCCAUGGUGAUGUAGUUGUUACUCAGGAAGAGAUGACCGCUGCACAGCCAUCACCAGAGCCUCCGGUUGUGGCAUCCGCAGCAACGGUUGCAGCAGCUACCAGGGACAGUGAGGUGGACUUCUUGCAAGCGCAUGACCCAUGGGCACCAGCUGCUCAGAAGCUCAGCAAAGGGCCUGUGUCUUUUCAGAUGGGCAGCCCCAUGGAGGACUUGGAACAGAAAGUGGUCGCAGCCGUGUUGUCCCAGAUUCCAAAAGGUUCUAUGGAAGUGGAUGAGGAUGAGUCUCAGCCGAAGAGGGUUGCUCAGCUGGAAAAGCAGGUCCAAGAGUUGCAGCAGCAAACGCACUCCUUGGGGCAAACCAUUCAACAGCAUGCCAUGGAGCACACCCAACAGCUGCAGGAAGUGCAUGCCCAGGUGCACAAGCAAAACACCCAUUUUGAGGCUGCCAUCCAAGCCCAGGCGUCGCAAUUGCAUGGAUUUCAAGAAUCUUUCCAAGACCAGUUCAGGCAGCAAACGGCACACCAACAGACCAUGCUGGAUAGUAUGUUUCAAAAGCAGAUGGCACAAUUUGAGGGUGAUUUUGUGAAGAGCGAGGGUGGUUGGAAUUGGACUUGUACCACCACUCGCGAGCUGCCUGGUCACAAGUGGAAGGGCAUGCAAGCUUUGAAAUCGCCCUACAAGUACCUGGUUCCAGGGCAUCCGUGUCCAGUCCGCCGACAUGGGGAGGUCCGUUUGGCUCAGACCAGGUAUCAAUUUGGCAAGGCUAAGAGAGCUGGGGAUCUUAACAUGGUUUUCCGCGACUGCAAGGAGUCACCACCUCCGGUUGUUGACACAUUGCUGGACAGAAUUGAGGCUCAGGUUGAAGAGGUGCGAAGUGAAGACCUGUCUCUUGUGCUUGUCAGCCCAGUGGAUUUUCUGCCAGGGCUUCCGGUUGUUGUCGCAGGGCGGGUGGUUGAAGUCUUAGCACAUGCACAUGACCAAGUGUGGGUAAGUCAUGUUGAUGGCAUUGAGCCAGGUGCCACUUUGACGCAGGAAAGGGUGGUAAUGUCCGACAUGGACAUUCUAGCUCGCUUCAGGGGAGUGUGGGAACCACGAUGGAACAAGAUGUCCCAUGUAGUCCCUGGCCAGUGGGAGCAGAUCUGCAACUUUAUGGAAAGGGUUUUGCCUGCGGUGACCUGGACUUUUGAACCAUGGACUUCUGAUCGUUUUGUCGAGGUGGUUAACCAAAAAAAACGUACGGCAGCUAAGGGACCAGAUGAGGUGUCACAGCCUGACCUUGCAGCUUUGCCAGCUUCUGCGUGUCAAGCCAUGGUGACGUUGUUUCAGCAGGUUGAGGCAGGUCAAACAUGGCCUGCCCAGGUGGCCAGUGGGUUUGUGGCCAGCCUUGCCAAAACCAGUGAUGCCCAAUCGGUGGAUGAGUAUCGCCCGGUUACUGUCUACAGUCUUCUGUACCGCACCUGGUCUUCUGCACGGGCGCGAGAAGCACUUCGCACCUUGGCUCAGUGGAUCCCCAAUAGUGUGCAAGGUGGCCUCCCUGCCAGACAAGCCAAACAGAUCUGGUACACCAUGGCUCAGCAGCUUGAAGAUGCCUUUUUGGAUGACCUUCCUUUGCAUGGACUGCUGAUGGAUGUUUUCAUAGAUGACUGGGGGGUUCUCUUCACAGAGCAUGAACACUUCCACAGGGUUUGGCAGGCCAUGUUGGACUUCACCGGCCUCUUGGACUUGGAAUUGGACUUGCGGAAAACUAAAGUGUGGAGCACACAGCAUGCAGCCAGGAAAGAACUCCGACACCAACAGCCACUGCAGGUUGCUCUCACAGCCCGAAAUCUUGGUGCACACCAAAAUUUUUGUCGUCAUGCAUGGAACUCAAUUUUGCUGGCACGUCUGAAGGCUAUGCCUGAAGUGUUUGGUCGUUUGCGGGCUAGCUUGGCACCUUACCAGGCAAAAAUGCGAGCAGUGCGGGUUAUGGCCUGGCCAAAGGCUCUUCAUGGGGUCUCCGUUGUCAUGGUAGGCAAGUCACACAUGAAGGUCUUGCGAACAGCUGCAAUGCGGGGGUUAGGGGCUGAGCGGAAAGGAGCGAACCCAAUGCUCCAUUUGGCUAGCAACCACCUUGAGGCAGAUCCCGAAGCGUGGAGCAUAGUGCAGACUUUUAGGGAUGCAAGGGUGCUUGGUUGUCAUGACAGACUGGAGUUUAUGCUAGGCCUGUUUACAUGUGAUGACCAAAGGUUUCCAGGCAAUGGCCCCACUGCAGUUUUGGCCUCGAGAAUCCAGCGGCUUGGGUGGGUCAUCGGCGGUAAUGGACUUAUCCAAGAUGGGUUGAGCACUUUCAGUCUUUUCCAAAUCAGUUGGGAUGAACUCUGGCUGCGCACUGCAUUGUCAUGGGGUCGGGUUAUGCAUGUGGAAGUCCAACACCGCCCUACUUUCCAGGGCAUUGACUUAGCUGAUAUCUUGGAAUCUCAAUCGGCUUUGUCCUCUUUUGGUGCUGCAGACCAGGUCUAUCUGCGAUGUCACUUGGAUGGGACACUCUAUACACAGAAUGGCCGAGCACACUUCCAAGAGGGCGUUACGGGCCAGUGUCCCUGGUGUUCACAGAAGGUGGUCGAACUUUUUGUGGAUGGCACAGCUGCCAACCCAGGCGAACCCAAACUCAGGAAUGCAGCAUGGGCGGUCACGACGGCUCAACUGGGCAGCCUCAACAAUGAGGUCCUCCUGGGCGGUCAUGUUCAAGGGCUCAGUCAAACGCCCUUUCGGGCGGAACUCACAGCAAUGGUUGCAGCUCUCCAGUGGGCGCGGCAGCAGAAUGUUCGGGUGCGCAUUUGGACAGACUGUUUGGGAGUUUUGAAGGGUGUGAGACGCAUCCUGAAUGGCUCGCCAGUGCGGAGGAACCGAGCUCACUCAGACUUAUGGGGUCAGAUUGCUUCCUUGUGUGACGACUGGAACGUUGAUCAGAUUCAGCUGGUGAAAGUGGUCUCGCAUGGUAGCAUCAGGGCUGCCACAUCUCCUCUGGAGGAGUGGGCUUACUGGCACAAUGGUUUGACAGAUGCAGCGGCAGCCUACUUGAACGACAAACGGCAUCCUGGUUUUUGGAAAGCAUGGGAGGGUUUGGCACGAGCACUAUUUUUUAACCGGAAGUUGCAUCGUGCCAUUUUGAAGGUGCUUUUACAGACUGGCAGGAAAGCUCAUAUGGAGGAGCAACGGAAUGCUGUGGUCCCUGCACAUGUUCCGCGGGUCUUGCCAGUUCGCCUGGGGCCGCCACCAAGGGCACCUGCGCAUUGGGUAUUUCCCAAGAAGAUGAUCAAGCGUUAUGGUGAGCUCAAUGUCAGAAUGGUCCACGAGUGGUGGUCCUCAGUUGGUCGAACCUUUUUGGAAGGUGUCAGAACAGAUCAGACUGACAAGAGCAAGGUGAGAAUCAUCGACUUGCGGCAAGCCUUGGCAACCCGUAGCCUGCCACAAGCCGUGAAGUGUUUGGCCCAUGGGGCUGAUGUCAACACCUGGUUGAGACGAGGCGAAGGUGUCAUGGACACCUUUGGCGCCCCGAUUGUGAUCCCAUCUUACAUGGAUGCUUCUGGAGAUGCCUACAUUCUGGCUUCAUCUUGUAUGAAGAGCUCCAGCUACGACUUUUUGAAUGCCAGGGCUGAGUUGGCAUUUCCAAUUCUGACGGUCUGUCAUUUGACGGGAUUCCAACCUGUUGACCUCUCCGGUGGCGGCACUGCGACGCUGGGCCACACAGAGGCGGCUGAGCUGCUGCGAACGAUCCAUGAGGAACUGCGGAAGGUGGAAGAUGCAGUAGGCAUCACCAAUGCUAUCUUCGUCUCCCUGCAUGGAGGGAAAGGCUUUGAUUCUGCUUCUGACACGGACACGGCCAUGCUGUAUUCCGCGAAGGGUGACUGUUCGGUGGAACUGAUGAAGACCGGAAUGUUGAAGGAUGUGAACAAACGUUGCGUUGAGUUAGACCAAGAGUUGGCAAAGAGGAUCUCUGAUGGCGAGAUUCAAGGCUUGAUCUGCAUUUCCUGUGAUGUGGACCUCCAUGCCUCCACCCUGCGUGCCGCUGCGGCGACGAAGAUUCCCGUCACAGGUAGUGGAGGCACCAGCCUCUCCGCCGCGUCUUCGAGGUUUGGGAUUCAGCUGGUGGGCAAUGCCGGUGGAUCGGUGGCCACCACUUCAUACACCCGGGCCGUUUCGUAUACCUAUGCUUUGGCAACUGCUUGGAUGAAGAAGUACCAUGCCCUGAGUUCAACUGGCCAGAAGCCUCAAGUGACCAGUGUCCUUUGUGCUUGUCUCCCAGCUUUUUGGGCAGUUGCCCUGACCUGUCGAGUCUUGAAGCUGCUAAUGCGGUCAAAUCUCAAUUGGUGGCCGGAGAGUUGCUUAUUUUUGCUGCAAACACACGCAUUGCCUACGGUGUGCAGCGUGAUUACAGCGACCUCUCUAGCCCCACAGCAUGGCUCAACGGUGUUGAUGUCCUCAGCCAUCGCCUCCAUUGUGUGCGAGAAAUCCAUCCUUGGAGGGCUUUUGGCCGGGUACCUGGUGGCAUUUUCUGCUACCUACGUGUUGCAUCGAUGCAUCCUUUUGAACAUCCCUGCCACCAUGACCAACAUGAUUUUGGCCGGGGGAAUGGGAAGCGCCGUGGCACUUCUGAUUGCUCCAAGCAUCUCGUACUUGCAGCUGAUCACUGGCUACAUACGUCAAGCUAUCCACCUGUGCAUGAGUGGAACGAUCCAGGGAGUUGGAGGUGUCAUUGGUGCACUGUUCUGUUGGGGCAGCAAAUAUGGCUACUACCAUUCCAUUUGCUUACCUUUGAUCUUGGUAGAGAUGGAACUGGGCGAAGCUGCUCUUUGUGGAUCCAUUGAUGAAGCGACCUUGGUGUGCGUUUCUGCUGGCAUUUGUUUGGCCAAUUUGAUCGUGACGCCCAGCUUUGAGGACCAGGGGAAGGAAGAAACCCUUCAGUUGAGUCGCAGAGGUCUCUGCAUCAACCUUUUGUUUGGCGACUUCAUUGAGGUUGCCUAUCCAUUUAUGGAGAAGAGUUUGCUUGUGAACCUGGCUGGUUAUGUGGCCAGUGGCCUUUCAGUUGAGCUGCUGACCGGAAAUUCGGAAGACGUCUUGAGCAGUGCUUACUUGCCCUUGCCCGCGGCAAUCCUCUUGGCGCGGGAUCCGCUGAGAAUUUCCCGGGCGUAUUUUGCAGCUUUCUCGGUGAGCUUCGCAGGAGCGUUGCUCAACAACUUUCUUUCGACGACGGCCAGAGAUGCCUCACCAUGCUCACCUGUGAAGAAAGAUGAAUGA